Hydractinia symbiolongicarpus is the source of this 1717-nucleotide messenger RNA. RefSeq lists its product as uncharacterized. The transcript has 3 exons. NCBI's taxonomy places the organism in Eukaryota, Metazoa, Cnidaria, Hydrozoa, Anthoathecata, Hydractiniidae. The record is from RefSeq and is a predicted model, not a curated record. The coding region runs from base 1 to 1308 and encodes 435 amino acids.
AUGUAUGUAAAACUCGUUUUAGUAGCGAAAGGUUCUGACGCUAUGGCAGCCAAUAACAAACAAAAACUUAUAGACACAGACCACAUAAAAAACAACAUUACAAACACUGCCUUCUUUUCUCGCACGAUUUGCGCUGACAAUAAGAUUUCUUCUACGAUGAAGUGUUGUGUCCUGAUACUGUGUAUACAAAUUUAUGCGGUGGUAGCAAAUAGCGCUGACCGGUUUGUUGACAACAACAACUUACAAAUUGGUUUCGGUAAAGAUUGUUACCUAUUCUGGAGAGGAGAUAAUGGCUAUCGAAAAAACGGGGAGUUUAGAUGCGGUUCAAAAAACGGUGAUCCGAUGUACGUUAAGAAGGCGAAGAAUGGUUAUUAUUACAUUGGAAGCGACAUUGGUCCUUUGUUUUGGAAUGGAAAUCCCGGAAACACAAAAAAUGCAGAAUUUCGCAAAGGCAAAUCGCCCAGCGAUACAUUUUGGAUACGAAAACAAUCAGACGGACUAUACGCAAUAGGUUAUGACGACUGUCCUUUAUAUUGGCGUGGAGAUAAAGGCAACGUUAAAAAUGCUGAAUUUCGAUGCGGAAAACCUAUUUCUGACACUUUCUGGAUCAAAGGUGAUGGUUGCAAAAUAUCAAAGAUACAUAUCAUAGACAACGGGAAUGAUGCAUCUCCCGAUGGGGAAGAAAUAGUUGGCCUAACGACAGCAGGAAGCUGCUCAGCUGGAAGUAAUACCUUAGCAUUAACGACAACACAGGAAGUUACGGAAGAAGUGGGUAUAGAAAUAUCGAGAUCCGUUGAACACAACUGGCAGGUCAGCCAAAGUGUCACUGUCGAAGCAAGUGCUAAAUUUCUUGGCUCUGGUGGAUCUGUGUCGGCUACGGUUGGAACUUCUAUCGGAGGAUCAGUAAGUUAUGGUAGUUCGAGAAGUAAAAGCACUUCGCACAGUACUUCGUCUCGUUCGAGUCACGAGGUUUCUUAUUCUACACCUGGUGGAGCGUUAAUUGUCGGCUUCGUGAAGAGAUACACGUUUGACCGAUCCAGAAUACCUGCAAAAGUCACUGUCUCCUGUAAAGGUGGCUAUCAAUUUAAAUACAGCACAGAAAUUAAAUUAAAAUCGAAAACAUAUAGCCAUGCGUUCUUCAAGUCCUCCAGAGGAACGUUUUUCCCUGGCAAAUGUAACGAGAAUCGCGUUCAUUGUAUCUACAGUGAUUCUUACAGAAGCUACAAAAGUUUAAUGGAAGCUGGAAGAAAAUUUUCACAGUGUUUUGAAAACAGAGCUGGAAAAAUGGAAAAACAAAGUGUGUUGUAAAGUUAUAUUAAUAUAUUUCAGGUGAUAGAAAUACCUUCUAUUUGUUACUGUUUCGUUUUAAGCACGAGGAUAUUUCUCGAAUAAUGUUGUGUAAGAUUUUGCUUUUCAACGAAGUCCAGAAUACGGUUCUUGUGCAGUAUUGUGCAUAGUUGAAAAGAAUACGCAUAAAAAGCUUCUUCCAUGUUUGCCGUCUUGAUUCAUUAGGAUAAUGUAAAAAAACACUUAUGAUCAACGGGAAAUCUUUCCGCUAUGCCACUUUUCCAAUGACAAUGUUUUUUUAUCGUGCUAGAAAUCGUCGUUUCUUACCGAAUACAUAAUUUCUUUACACUUGCAUGUAAUGUUUUUUUUAAUGAAAUGUGCGUUGUGUUGUAGUAAUAACAUCUUACGAAAUAAAAUUUGGUACAAAUUG